This is a messenger RNA of Diabrotica balteata, 868 nucleotides long. Lineage: Eukaryota; Metazoa; Arthropoda; Insecta; Coleoptera; Chrysomelidae. The record is from the annotation of a GenBank genome assembly.
GAAGUGAGGUGCGACUGGUGCGAGUAAGGUUAGAAUGGUUACAUUUUUGACUUUUUGAAGCAGUUAAAAAUUGAAAAUUGAAUAUUAGCUGUAAGAAAUGUCUGAAAAUUCUACAGUUCGCCUGCCACAGAAGCGAUUUUAUAGGCAACGAGCACAUUCCAACCCGAUAGCGGAUCAUUGUUUUGAUUAUCCUCAUGCUCCAGAACUCAUGGACUGGAGUCCUUUUUAUCCAGAAAAAUUUGUAGACAAUGGGAAUAAUCCCCCUGAAAUAGAAUUUGCAGAUAUUGGCUGUGGUUAUGGUGGGUUACUCAUUACUUUAUCUCCCAUGUUUCCACAGACAUUGAUGUUAGGAAUGGAAAUAAGAGUCAAAGUUUCUGACUAUGUUAUGGACCGAAUUACUGCAUUGAGGUCUCAACAUCCUACAGAGUAUCAGAAUGUAGCUUGUCUGAGGUCAAAUGCUAUGAAGUAUUUGCCGAACUUUUUUAAAAAAGGGCAGUUAAAGAAAAUGUUCUUCCUAUAUCCAGAUCCACACUUCAAGAAAGCAAAACAUAAAUGGAGAAUAAUUAAUCAAAAUCUCUUAGCUGAAUAUGCUUAUGUGUUAGCAGAAGGUGGUAUUGUCUAUACAGUAACAGAUGUUAAAGAUUUGCAUGAAUGGAUGUGUCAUCAUUUUACAAUGCAUCCUUUGUUUGAACAAAUUUUAGAAGAAGACUUGAAGGAUGAUCCAAUUAUAGAAAAGUUGUAUAGCAGCACUGAAGAAGGUCAGAAAGUAACCAGAAAUAAUGGUGACAAAUUUCUAGCUGUAUUCAGGAGGAUACAGGAUGCAUUUUGUACAAAUUAAUAUAUUUUAAAAUAAAAAUCUAUAAAAUUU